Molecule: messenger RNA, 3081 nt
Organism: Chanos chanos (milkfish)
Lineage: Eukaryota; Metazoa; Chordata; Actinopteri; Gonorynchiformes; Chanidae
Product: von Willebrand factor A domain-containing protein 3B-like
Exons: 21
Coding region: 1-3081 (1026 amino acids)
Source: RefSeq, a predicted model, not a curated record
AUGUCAGGGCCAAUAGAUACCUGCAGCGGGAAGGACUGGAAUCAGAGGACUGGAAUGAAGCAAGAGGUACAGGCUCUGGUUUCCUCACAUGACUGGCUGAGGGAACAUGGGCUAAAACAAAGCAAGCUAAGCUUCACACAGAUCCUGAUGCAAAUCAGCUUCAGACACAAUGAAGAUUAUGUUCAUUCUCUGGGAAAAUUGGUGUCCUCCCAGUAUGCAGAGGGCUUGUUCCCACAAUUCAUGAAAGAUGGUGUUGUCUAUAAUCUGACAGCCUCACCAUCUCACUUGGAGGAGCUGUGUGUGAGGUUGGAGCAUGAAGCAGAGCUCUUGCGUCAUAGACUGGACUGGUUGACUUCAGGCAGUAGGCAGCUCUUUGGGGUUGUCCUGGAGAGGGUGGUAACACUGGUGCUGGAUUUUGGAGAAAGACCCUCCAGGGCCCAGUUUCAGCUGUGCCUGCAUUCACUCGUCAAGCUCAUCCAGGAACAGUUCUCCCAGAUAGACCAGUUUAAUAUGAUCCGCUCAGGACGUUGUGUGGAGAUGUGGCGAGACAGGGCUGCGGUUGUCACGGACGAUAACCUCAGGUCGGCUGUGGAUUGGCUGCUGCCGUUACAACAGGAGGCAUCUUCCCAAACCACCACCGCCAGCGCAGUGCUCAGAGCGAUGGAGGACGCCAGGGUCGAAGCAGUGUACCUUUUUGCUGCAGGGGAUUUCAGAGAUAACAUAGCUGAUCUUUUCAGGAGCAGACUGGUUGGAAACGUGUGUCCCGUCCACACUUUGUCAUUCAAUGCUAGAAGGGAGACCACUAUCACUGCCUUAAAAGCCCUCUCUGAACUGACUGCUGGGAGUUCUGAGGAGUGGUUGCAAAGAUUUGGACUGAAGGCUCAGAAACUGACUCUCCAUGACGCUCUUGCCGAAUGUGCCUUCCGCCAUUCUGAUGGCGUCGUGAACAUCAAGCACACGCCCAAGGAUGAGCGAAUACAAACGGACGCUUUGAACCAGAGGAAACUGGUGAAUGCAAAGUACUGCAGGGAGUUUGUGCACAUGCAGUGGAAGGAUGGAUCAGUUGUUCACGUUAACAUCAGUGCUGAGAAAUGCAGACGGUACGAGGAGAGGAUGAGAACAGCUCUAACAGCCAUACAGAGAAGAAUUGAUUGGUGGAUGAGUGGGAGUAGAGAAGUUUUUGGCGCAGUUCUGGAGGACCAUGUGUACCUUGUCAUUGAUACAUCAGAGUCCAUGAGGGAAGUGCUUCCUUUGGUAAAGGACAAAGUUAUUCAAUUUAUACAGGAACAGCUUUUACAAAAAACGAAGGUAAACAUUGUGAGCUUUGGAUCACGUGUGUCUCUGUGGAGGGACAGACUGACUGAGGUCACCACUCAGACCAUGGACAGUGCCUGUCGCUGGGUCAAAGAACUGCAGUCUGGAGGUUCAGCCAACACACUUGGAGCUCUGAGCCAGGCUCUAGCAGAUGAGGACACACAGGCAGUUUAUCUUCUCACAAAUGGAAGGCCAAACCAGCCAUCAAAUGUCAUCGAGGAACAGCUGAAACCGUUGUCUCCUGUUCCAGUUCAUACCAUCUCCAUUAACUGUGAUGACCAGGAGGUUAACUGUUUCCUGUCUGAGCUCUCACGGUUCACCGGGGGCCACUUUCACAGCUACCACACCACCCCUCAAGAGCCUUCUGAUAUUCCAGAUCCUUCUCUAACCAAACCCUCUGAGAGUGAAGACCUGCGACUUCUGAGGCUGGAGCUGGAACAGGGACAGAAAGCUCUGCGUUGUUUUCUAAGACUCCAUGCAGAGUGUGUCAUGUUGGGUUCCUCCCACUGUGACGACUCUGGGCCCAGGCCUCACAGUGCCCCUCCAAUGCAGGAAAGUCCGACGUACGCCUAUGAAGUUCCAAGAGUCCGCUCAGCUACGGGCAGGGGUCCUGAUUUGCAAGGCAGAGGAGAGAUUGUCCAGCCCAGGACAAGGAGAUGUGCAGCUCACACCAGGGCAAGUUUACUCAGAUUACUGUCCAGCAGUGAGACAAGCAGAGCCAAAGCUCUGGUUGCCGAUGGCAACACCUCUCUGCAGGGCUGGAUGCUUCCAGAGACUCAAGAGCUCUCUCAGACUAACACUGAAAAGCAGAGACAUGUCCUUCACAAUCAGUCCACAGUUCAGUGGCUGAAAACCAACAGUCUGGUUGCUAGGAAACUGACCAUACAGGAUGCCCUGGCCCCAACAGCUAUACCUCAGAGGGGUAAAUAUGUACCACUGCUGGAAAAAUAUGUCUACUCCAAAGUGUUUGACGAGAUUCUACCUCUAGCUCAUUUAAAGAGCAGUUGUAGUGAUUCUCCCGAGUUUACUCUGAUUAACCCUCUGGCUGUAAAUCUGGAUCAGUACAAAUCCAGGCUGCAGCGAGCCAUUCAGAUGUAUGAAAGACGCCUGAACCUCACUGUUUGGAAAGCAUUGAGUCAGGAGGAGAGAGACAAGUUGGGAGAGGGAGAACCAGUGAUGGUUUUGGAACGUCGGCAGCACGUCCUGGAGGCGCUGGGGAGGUUGGGCUGGCCUGUGACCCAAGAAGAGAUCACUCUCCUGGAAGAUCAGAUCCACAUUGCCCAGUCCUAUAUCCAGCAGGCCACAGACCUGCAGAAAGCUGCUCAAGAGCUUGGCAAGGCCAGCCAUAGAAAUUCUGCCAGCAGACAGGAGAACAGAUCUCAUCAGACACAAAAGAAAACCAAUAGAAAACCUCUGGAUUCUCUCAGAGGUCAAAGAGUCGUUGCAAGAUCAGAGACCAAUGGGUAUUACUAUCCAGGCACAGUGAGGAGGCGACUGAGUAGGAAGAGGCUGCUGGUUGACUUUAGUAGAGGAGGCUCUGAAGUCACUCCUCUGGGUUCAGUCAUCACUGUGGGGGGGGGCUGUCCCUGCCCUCCGCUGGCGGUAGGGGAUUUUGUGCUCGUUGGCUCAGGGAAGGAUGGAACAGGUGAACGCUUUGUCCCAGGAGUUGUCAUAGCAACUCCUCGUCACCUUGAGGUUGAGGAUAAAUUGUUCAGUGUACUCAGAUUCGACAAAAAGGAGGCAAGCAGUCUGACUCUCGAGUCCUGA